Labrus mixtus (cuckoo wrasse) is the source of this 7809-nucleotide messenger RNA. It is a transcript of the gene lzts2a, whose product is annotated as leucine zipper, putative tumor suppressor 2a. Bases 1770 to 4151 code for a protein of 793 amino acids. Lineage: Eukaryota; Metazoa; Chordata; Actinopteri; Labriformes; Labridae. Gene Ontology annotation, biological process: cell division; negative regulation of canonical Wnt signaling pathway. The transcript has 8 exons. The record is from RefSeq and is a predicted model, not a curated record.
UGCAUAUCUUAACAUCCUCUCAUUGGAAGAAGCAAGUAAGCUUAUAUGCAGUAGGGUCAACAUGUGAACACUCUUAGUAAAGUGUGUUAUGCUAAUGUGCUAAUAGCACUCAAGAUAAAGGAAAGGUUGAUGUGAAUGCCGUUGUAUUUGCAGGUAGACGGAGACAAGCUUAAACUAAAUCUCAUAUUCAGCCUUUGAGUCGCCACUUAGUAAAAAUGUGUGGAUCACAAAAGUAAUCAGGAUUUGAUAUCUAGAUACCAAGGAUUCGUUUACAAAAGGGUAUUAAAGUUAUUUUAAUAUUUGUUGAGUGAUUUCAGUCUGGAAUGUGCAGAAGUUUGUAGUUUCAGAGCUACAUUUUGCACGACUAAAAAGGGCUUUAUAGUUUGGUGUCUUAAGCGUCUCACAGUGAUGAGUUUCUGUACUCAGUGAUAUUUUUUUAUGUUAUUCAAAAAGGUAAGUGUCUGUGGGAUUUUGUCUAUAUCCCCUGGGCAAGAAAGACAAAACAUCACCUUGGGCUCUUGGAUCUAAAGCGGAGCGCUGAUGGGUUACUAGAGAAAGAAAAAGUAGGAGUGAAAAACAUUAUUUUAACUUCCUCAUGCUAGAAAUGUUCAAGCAUACUGAGAAGAAAACCUAAAUCUCUUUGUAUGAGUCUUGACAGAAAAAUGUCCACACUGAGGCUUUAAUGUAUGAAGAGAGGGUGACAGUAGAAGUUGCCUCAUCUGAGGAGUUCACAUAACCAAACGAUUGACAAUCACUACAGCAGAUUGAACAAAUAAUCAAUGCUGCUGCCUUUGUAUACCUCCAGUACUCCAUCUCACUGCACCACUUGUUUUCACUUAAUCACCUCUGAACAGCUUCAUCACAUCACUCAUAAUACAAGAGAAACGCUUUCCAAAGUGCUGUGCUUUGACCUUCUCUUCAUUCACUCCCUGCAUUGUUACCUGCUCCCCUUCAUGUGCACAGGAACGCAUGUGGAGUGUGCAAAGAGCAGCAGAAACACGUUAUGUAACGUACCCCGUCUGAACGAACCGACUCCCCUUUCUCUGAGGCGACUACAGCUCUUCAUGUAGUCCUUGUUGUUUGAUAAUUGCAUAAUGUAGAGUAACUGUAGUGUUAUUAAGCCUGGGGACAAAUGCUUCAAUUUGGGAGUAAGAGGAGGUGUUCCCCAGAUGAAUGUGGGCCGUUCUGCUUUUACAAACACCCCCAAAACAGAAACAUGGGGGGGGGGAAAGAUGUUGAAACUGGUGCAGGAUUGUGUUGAUGCGGAGAAUAUGGGUGAAAAAGAAGGGGAUGGAUGAAGCUCUGGCUAAAGAGAGAAGGGGGAGGAGAGGAGAGUAGUGUGUGUUAAAAGAGGGAAACUAGAAGCAGGGGGGCUGGUAGACAAAAGUGAGAUAGGGGAGGGAGGAAUGAGGAGAAGGAGGAGGAGGGGGAGGCGGUGCUAAGGCAGACAGCAGGGAAGGAAAACUGAGAGGAGGAACAGUGGAGUGAAGUGAGAAGAGAGAGGAGGAGAGGAGGAAAAUAAGGGGGCUUCCAUUUGAAAGAGUCGGGAUAUGAAGUCCUGUUGUGAUUUGUUAACAGCAGGACGGUGGACUUUUGCGAGGACGAGGUAGAUGACUGGAAUAAAGGAGAGACAGGAGACAGGACUGGAGUGAUUUUUUUUUUACUUCUUUUUUUUUUUUUUUUUUCCAAGAGAGACGGAGACAAGUAAAGGCAGCGAUGCAGGGCUCUCACUGGGAGUGUUUGGUGGUGUCUGAAGCCGUUGGGGUGCCAUGGCUCUGGUUCAGGCACUUCCUGUCACUGUGACUGACCACCCCAACCCAGGUCUUGACGUCCAGCAGUGCCGGCCACUAUCAUCCCAUUCCCCCUCCGGCCCCUGCCCCGGCCCCUGUGGUCCCUGCAGCUCUGGGACAGCCAUGGGUUCUGUCAGCAGCCUCAUAUCAGGCCGGACGUACCAGGAGAGGCACUGCCGGGCCGCCAGCGAGUUCACCACCAAGUCACGCCGCUCCACACCGGCCACCAGCUGCUUCCGACUCCAGGAUAACACCCUCCGUAGCACGAGCUCCCUAGAGCAGCUCCUGGCUAUCAGCACUCAAACGCUUCCCCAGGCCCAAGUUCUUCCUCCACCGCUGCCCACCAAGAAGCAGCCCAGGCCGGGUAACUCUGCUGGGGCAGGAAGUGGAACGGUUGCAGGAGCAGUUGGCGGUGGUGGUGGUGGUGGUGGUGGUGGUGGUGGUGGGACUAAUGGGAACUUUGGGCAUGUGAGCAAUGAGGGGGUCGCUGGAGGCUGGAAAGACAACCAGGCACUGGCAGCUGCGAGCCCAUGCAGCGACUCUGAGGACCAAACGGACAACAGGACACUGAAUGGCAACAUUGGAGGGCCCCCUCCCAAACUCAUCCCAGUAUCUGGACAGUUAGAGAAGAACAUGGAGAAAGUUCUGAUCCGUCCUACGGCGUUCAAACCUGUUGUCCCCAAGAACCGUCAUUCUGUGCACUACUUAUCACCGAGGCCAGGGGGCGGCAGUCUGUCAGAGAGCCAGGCCAGCCUCAACCUCCUGCUGCCCCUUGGAGGGUCCAACAGCUCCCAUAGCACAAAUGGCAAUGGAGGGAGCAGCACUUCAAGUUCCGAUGGUAAGCGCAACUCCUUCAGCGGAGGCCGAAAUGCUCGGAGCAGCCAGUCCUGCUCCAUGUCCGAUUCAGGGAGGAACUCCCUCUCCAGCCUCCCUACCCACAGCAGCACAGGCUACAGUCUGGCCCCCAGUGAGGGCUCCAGCUCUGGGUCUGGCACCGGGGGGCAGCUGGAGCCCUCCAGUCUGGGAAGAAACACUUCAGGUGGGAGUGGGAGCCACAACCACACUAACUCAGACAGUGGACGCUCCUCAUCCAGCAAGAGCACAGGCUCUGGGUCGCUCAGUGGGCGCGGGCAGCCCCUGUCGGACAGCGGGUCCUGUGGCCACUCGCCGCCACCGGUGGAGGGCUACGAGACGGUGGUGAGGGAGCUGGAGGAGAAGCUGAGGGAGCGAGAUCUGGAGCUCCAGCAGCUCCGGGAAAAUCUGGAUGAGAAUGAAGCCGCAAUCUGUCAGGUGUAUGAGGAGAAGCAGCGCCGCUGUGAAAGAGAGAUGGAGGAGUUGAGACAGAGCUGUUCAACGAAGAUGAAGCAGACCUCUCAGAAGGCUCAGCGGGCACAUCAGGUGCUACAGUUACAGGUGUUUCAACUACAGCAGGAGAAAAAGAAGCUGCAGGAGGACUUCUCCUCUCUGCUGCAGGACAGAGAGACGCUGGAGAGGAGGUGUGCCACCAUCCAGAGGGAGCAGACCCAGCUGGGGCCACGGCUGGAGGAGACCAAAUGGGAGGUCUGUCAGAAGUCUGGAGAGAUCUCCCUCCUGAAGCAGCAGCUGAAGGAGAUCCAGUCAGAGCUUAGCCAGAAAGCCGGAGACAUUGUGGUGCUGAAGGCCCAGCUGAGAGAGGCCCGUUCCGAACUGCAAUCCAGCCAGGCUCGAUCCCAGGAGGCCCAGGCGGCCGUGAGGACGCGAACUUUGGAGCUGGAAGUCUGCGAGAACGAACUCCAGAGGCGCAAGAGCGAAGCGGAGCUGCUCCGUGAGAAAGUGGGACGUCUGGAGGAAGAGUCUGUCCGCCUGCGUGACACUCUUUCUAAUCAUAACGGACAUCUACCUGGAAAUGUAACUCUGAAGGGCCAGUGCAUGAGCCUCACCCUUCAGCAGAGUAGAAGCAUGGGAGGCAGAGGGGGGCCGAGUCCCUGCGUUUACCGCGACGGAGAUGAGGCUCAUCUGGUGUGGGGAGGAGAGAGUGAUGAAGCAAAGGCUCAGAGGCAGAAUGCAGAGGCAGUGCUGGGACUGAGACAACAGGUGGACAGGCUGAAGGCUGAACUCAUGUACGAGAGGAGAACGAGUGAGGAGCAACUUUCACACUUUGACAAUGAGAGGCGGGUGUGGCACGAGGAGAAGGAAAAGGUAAUCCGCUACCAGAAACAGCUGCAGCAGAACUACAUCCAGAUGUACCGCCGGAACCGGGAUCUUGAGCGAGUGAUGAGGGAGCUGAGUCUGGAGCUGGAGAGCAGGGACAUGGAGGACUACGAGGUGCACAGUGGCAGCAACGACAUCCACUUUGAGGAAAUCACCGCCACUGAGAUCUAAAAGAGAAUCCACACGCUAACAGUAAUGUGCGCACAGGAACAUGAAAACACAAGGACUCUGAGGAUGAAAACCAAACAUUGAAACACCAGGCAAAAUCUGCACUACCUUCAACAUAACCUGGACCACAGAGCAAGCACUCACCACUUAUCACUGUCAAAAGGGAGAUCUCCAAAAGGUGCAUUAUUACUCUCUGCUAUCACAAGCACUACAGUAAAUCCUUACAACGUGUCUCUCCCCCGGACUCUUUAUUUUUUUUAGAUGGGUUUUUCCACUAUAAAGCCAGCACAAAGACUUUUUUUCCAAAAACUAUGUUUCCUUUUUAGACCACGUUCAAAUCAGGGUAUCCGAAAAACAACAAGGAAAAUAAAGCAAAAAAAAAGAAGAAGCUACUAUAUGCACAGCAAUCUGGGCGAAGCACCGUCACACCUUUUCUUGGUAGCACACGAGGUUAAACAGCCGGCCACCAGCAUGCAUAAAAAGGAUGCAUCAUGACCACACUCCUGCUAUCAACACCCACCGCUGCCGGCUCUUAAUGAAGACAUCAUCACACAACAACAACAACUAAAAACAACACUUUUCCACUAAGUAACACCAAAGGGGGAAAUACAUUCAAAAGUCACAACAUCAGACGAUCAGCAGUUUACGCAUUUUACAAAUUAUACAAGGACAAGACAGAUUUCCUCAGCGCUGUUUAUUUGAAAAAGAAUGUGUUUUCUGUUAUCACUCCAGAGAAAUAAACGGUCACCACCCGCAAUGAAAGGAUCUGCUCACCAAGGGAAACAUGGUGUCAUUUUCCACAACAGUCCUGCUCACUUUUGUUUGCGAUACAGCCGCCUUUGUUGGGAAAGGAAAUCAUAAAACCAGUUUGAACAUUUGUUUCUUGGUUGUCUUACAUAUGGACAUCCUAAUCCGUCUUUUUCACUCCGAAUCCAGAGGACACAAACAUACAAAAGAAACGCUUAUUCUGAAAGCUGCUCAUGUCAUCUGGAACUCCAAGAGUCACAUUUGAUCACUCUGUCAACUCAUUUAUUCAAUGCUGCAAUUUCUGACUUAAACAUUUACAUUUUACAAUUAUGUAGCACUAUAGAAAGCAGACUGUAGCAUUGGAGAUGUCACUAAGAGGCUGCUGAUUCUCCUCUUUGUCUUUUUCUGCCUUUUUCUCCAUGUCUUCUUCUCUCUUUCUGUCUCUAACUCUGCUUCUUACUCAACUAUUUUUAUAACAGUGAAAAGCGCCUCAGCAGUCGGUAUCAGGAAUCUAAAAAUGGAGCAUAUUCUUUUACUUUAGAUGUGACGUCACUGAAGAAUUUAAGCCAGUGUUUGAACUGUAGGCAUGCUUAUUCAGAGUUUCCGUUUAUUCCCCUUUGUUCCCAUUAGUGCUCUUUCUUUAGCUUUUUGCAGCCCAAAGCCAAAAUAACACUUUAAAAGUCUUCCUAGUCUCACCGUAGACUAUAAUCUUCACUGACUCCUAUACAGAUAACGAGACUGGCAUGUCUGCAUGUCUUUAUUAUAUCAGAUUUCAGAAGAGGCCUGUUGAGAUAGUGGUGAGAUGAUAAUUUACAGAGGCAGACGCUCCAUUGUGAAUUGUCGGCUGACCUCAUUUACAUGGCGGCCAUUUUCCAGUCCAAUGUUAUAGUCAGGGUUGGAAGCCUUUAUGCUGUUUUAAUGUCAUACUACUGGGCUCCAGGUCUCAAGUUUUAUAAACUAAAGGACGAAUCGUUGUCAUCUACUGCCUCUUGAUUGUUGAACAGUAAAAAAUAUGAGGGAUGUCGUCGCAUAUUUCAAUUGAAAUCAACACAUUUGGAAACCAUUUAUGUGUAGAGAACGGGUAAUAUUAGCAUUUAGCCACUUUCUAGAUAUUACUGGCAUUAGCAUUGAUCUUCCUACACAAUCGAAGAGAGAGGUGUUAACUUUAAGCUAAUGUUAGCUAGGAAUAAACUUGUUAAAUGAUACAAAAGGAAAAUGGCUAAAUCCUAGUUUAUAGUGUAUUGUUAGCUAGAAAAUUAGCUUCUUUGCUAUCAAAAUGUGUUAAUAAUGUUAGCUAGAAGUUUAGCUUCUUUAACAAAAUGUGUAAGUAAUGUUAGCUAGUAAGUGGUUAGCUAAUAGGUUAUCAUCUAUGUUUUUUAAUGUUUUACCAAAAGUCACUCUUUAUUUGAACUAUCAAUUGUCGUUUUAGUUGUUCAACAAUCAAGAAGCAGUGAAAUGAUAAACAUUAUUAGAAAUACUUCAUUUGUAUGACAACCUGGAAUACAGUACAACAGCAGUAUUACAGUGUUUGAGCUCCCAACUCUGAGCAAAACGUCUGAGGAAAUUGGCUGCAGUGUGAAUAUGGUACAUCAGCUAGCUUGGAGCAUGUUCAUUUUUGAAACUGUGGGAUUCUGUGUUUUCUCACAGUAUAUGCAGGGCUGUAAAACACUGAGCAUUGUGGGUCUCUAUAUAUUAAAAAAAAAGUAUAGUGAGCUGAGAACUUUUAUUUUACAAAGAGUCUAUAAAAUUGAAUAAUAGUUAAAUGGAAAUCUAUAUAAUGGAGGAGAUGUUGUAUAUUUUUUUAUAUAUAGCACCUGAAGAUAUUUUGUUGUAGUACCGGUAUAAGUGUUGGUUUAAUAUACAAAGUAUAAAGACUUCUAUAUAAGAAUAUAUCUAUCACAUACCAAUAUUUCAAAUGAUGGAUCAGUUUCAAAUGGAGGCGGCAGCAUAGAAAGAGUGCACCUAAUACUGUAAUGCAUGACAAAUGUUUACAUGAUAUAAUCUUUGUGACACAACUUACACUCUAAUGACCAAACUUUGCAUCUGUUAAAACAGUUGAAAGCUUUUUAUUUCGGGCUCUGUUGUCUCUCCAUUUAGAUUGAUCUUUCAUUUGACCGUCAGUAUCAUAAUAUCUCACAUGGUUCAUGUCUUCAUCGUUGGGUUUCGUGCACGUCAUUUGUCUGUUGAUGAAUCAGUCACUCAAAGAUUUCCCUUUUUAUGCGUUAAGUGGAGGUCAGCGGUCAUGCAAAGUGAGAAAAGGUUGUUUCCUAUACUUGGAAAUUCAGUUGAACCCUUUGCAGAAAAUUUGAUCCGCAAAUAUGAUCGAUUAUAAUACAUUAUGCAUGACAUUUCCAGAGUUAAAAAGUCUGCAUUGUGCAUAAAAUGUUCACAUAAAGCAUUGGAAAGCGCCUUUGAAUGGAACAAGUUGGAUUUGUCCAACCGUGUUCGAGUUGAAAACCAGACCUAGACUGUUAUUUACUGACCACAGAUGCAGCACAAAUGCAGAUUAGCAACAAGUACAGGUGUAUCAAACCAAACUGAGUUCUUCACUGAAAGUUCUUUAUGCAUCAUUGACUUCCUCCUCCUCCUGUUUCAGUUCUCUUCAUUGUUGCAUAACCGUUUUCUGUGUAAAUAUGUAAAACACUUCAUAGUAUAACAGAGUGACAUUGUCUUUUAUUCAGACAAAUAUCUAUUUCAAAUGUAGCCACUGUGACUAGACCAAAGCAACGUAAAUCCUUUCUUUCUUUUUUUGUGGCUUUUUUUCUCAUCCUUUUGUGUGCAUUUUUUUAUGUUUACUUACAUUGUGUCUUCAGUUAUUCAUAAAGUCUGUAGUUGUCCUUGUAUAUUUUUAUGUGUACAUGUCUUGUACAAAUGACUGUGUUUUUAAUUAAAGAACAAGCUGUCACACCUUAAA